AGUUAUUAUUUCACCGUCAGGCAUUUCUUUGCCAGUGGAACCUAAAAUUGCACCAAUUUUUUUAGUGAAGGAACAGGCCUGACCAAUGAAUCAGGCAUCGGUGAUUCCCUAGAUAACUAUGAUGAUGGCUCGGCCCUAUCCAUCAUUAAUCUGUCCUCAGCUAUCUUGACUGAAGAUGAACUUCAGGUCCUAAAAUUAGGACUUACUUUUUGUCCUGACUCUAAACUAGACAAAUUUGACUUCAUUAAAGAUGUACACCUCUUUGCUCGCAGACUCAUGUACAAAGUAUUAUUUGAUAAACCCACACACUCGCUAGAUCUAUCUGUAUCUAUUCCCAUGGAAAGAAUUGCUGAACAGCAAGCCCUAAUGCAAUUACAGGAACUAUGGGAGGAGGGUCACACCUCUGAUGAUGAAAUGUUACUAGACACACCCCCCACCUUAUCCAUCGGAGGUGUUACCUUCCCUCCAAUUCAGUCAUUCAAACCCAAAUCUAGGAAUUUUCCUCCUCUAAACACCAAUCCAAAUAUUUGGGCUUUUGUACAACAGGUAACUCACAAGAUCGAAACUCGUAAACUUCAGUGUUCUAACAUAUCAAAUCUCACCCCUACUCAAAUUGAGGCGAUUAAUUCUCUACAAAAUAACAAAAGUAUUAUUAUUAAGCCAGCAGACAAAGGGGGAAACCUGGUGAUUAUGAACACUGAACAAUACGAACGUAUGUGUACCAAAAUUUUGGCAAAUGCAGACUGGUACCGACCAAUUUCAAGGACGGUACUAGAAAACUUUAGUAAUAAAUUUCGAACUAUUAUCUCUAGAGCCCUAUUUCAGGGAACUAUAGAUAAAGACACUUGGAAGUUCCUAAACACAAAAGACCCUAGAGUUCCAACAUUUUAUGCUCUACCCAAAACCCAUAAAUCGCUCAUUGAUCCACCGGGCCGACCCAUAAUUUCGGGUUGUGCUGGUCUCACUGAAAAUGCUAGUUCCCUUGUUGAUUGCUACCUCUCCCCACAUGUCGUAUCGUUAAGUUCUUACAUCAAAGACACUAUUGAUCUGUUAAGAACCCUAGAGGGCAUUACUCUUCCCAGGGGCACCAUUCUGGUGGCCUUGGAUAUUGAGAGUCUUUACAACUCUAUACCGCACCAGAAAGGUCUGGAAGUUGUAAACAGCUUCAUAGCUGAAAGAGGUCCACUAACUUCCAGAUAUAAUACCUUUAUCUUGGAGUUGUUGGGCUAUAUUUUAAAACAUAAUGUUUUUGUCUUUGGUUCUUCCCACUACCUCCAGGUACAGGGGGUUGCGAUGGGGACUAAAUGUGCCCCAUCGUAUGCCAACCUGUACCUGGGGGGGUGGGAAAGAAGCCUCUUUUCAAGAGACGACCUUGCCCCAUUUCUGGACAAGGUCGUCUCUUGGUAUCGAUAUAUCGAUGACGUUCUCCUUUUCUGGACAGGAACAGAAUCGGAAUUGCGAGAUUUUGUCACCGCGAUAUCUGACAACGAAUUUAACCUUAGGUUCACUAUGGACCACAGCAGCACGGAGAUUCAUUUUCUCGAUCUGACGGUGUCCAUUGAUGAACAGGGCAUGAUCUUUUCUUCCCUCUAUAGGAAACCCACUGCAGGAAACACGAUCCUGCACGCAGGAAGCGCUCACCCUGAAUCACUGGUGAAUAGCAUCCCCUACAGCCAGUAUUUACGUAUAAGACGUAACUGCAGUAGGGAUGAGGAUUUUCGGAUCCAUUCAACCAAUCUGUAUCACAGAUUGAAGCAACGAGGUUAUAGCCAUAGAUGCCUUAAAAGAGCUUACAAUAGAGUGAAACCACAACAAAGGAGUUCUCUCAUUUUCUCUAAAGGACCCAAAAAAACUAAGUAUAACAACCAAAAACCGGACACUGUGCGCAUUAUCACCCGCUAUUCCAGCCAGCACAGAGAUAUAAAAAAUAUUCUCAAACAAUUUUGGCCCUUACUCUGCGCUGACCCUUAUAUAAGCAAAUUUGUGCAGAACUACCCAGAAGUCACUUAUCGCAGGGCUCCCUCACUCAGGGACCGGCUUGUUCGAAGUCAUUUUUUCCCGACUCCUGACAUUUCAAAAGAGAUCUCCCGCAGAGGAGGCACUGCACCCUGUGGUGGUUGUGAUAUGUGUCCCUAUGUAGCUAACUACACAAAAUUUAAACUGCCUAAUGGUCAAUGGCAUACAACCAAAACUUUAGUGACAUGUCAAACAUUGGGAGUGAUUUAUCUUGCCCAAUGUAUAUGUGGUUGUUUCUAUGUGGGAAAGACCAAAAGAUGUUUCUGCAUAAGAAUUGGUGACCACAUUAAACCCAUCUUUAGAAAGAAAAUAGUUACUGCUAUUGGUUCACAUAUCGCCACCUCUCACAACUUUGAUUCAAAGGUGUUUACCUUUAUGGCUCUGGAUCACAUCCCCCCCGAUCUUAGGGGUGGCAGUGUGGAUUCAGCGCUAUUACAAUCAGAAGCUCGAUGGAUUUAUAGUCUCCAAGCUACACGAUACCCUGGCUUGAAUGAGAAUUUGAGCUUUAAAUCCUUCCUGUAAAGAUAUUGGUCCUUAUAUGCUCUUGUUUUUUGUCGCCCCCCCUUACCAACUUUGGUCGGUGCUUUUUGUUUCCAUUCAUCGGAUCAAUAUGUAUGCAUACCCCUUUUCUUCACCCCCUCUCUCCUUCUUUAUGAAUUUCCCCAUUUUCUUUUUUUUUUUUUUUUUUUUUUUUUUUUUUUUGUCCAAUCUACUCUUUCCCUCUUUUCAAUGCAUAAUUAACUGGGGCAUUUCUUAGGAUACAGGAUAACAUCUUGUUCCUUUAACAUUGUUGAAUUAUAUUGUUGAAUUAUGAAUUUAUAGUAGGUACACUGUAACCAUACUAUAUGAACUAUUUGUUUUUAUUUUCAACCAAAAAUCAGCUCUAUAGUCAUAUGUUUUUUACAUAUAUAAUAUCUAUAACAUCUACACAAACUACUUCAAUCAUAUGUACUAAUUUAAUGGUUCCACAGUUUUCUGGCCACAUCCAAUAUUUUGAGGCCCUCAGCCUGAUAGUGGAUAUCGGGCUGGGCUUCAACUUUCUUUCCACUGUUUUGGGCACAUUUGGCGAUGUGUCGCAGUUUCCUCCUUGGUAUGGCCAAUUGUGCAGUUUGUUUAUUGGCCACAAGGGCGCUCGGGGAGUUUAGUGUUAGCCUCCACACUCACUCCCCUUACCACAGCUGAUUUUCCCCUAUGCAAUGUCGUUAGCAAUCUUCCUUUUUUGUCGGUAAUACUGACAACACAGCCCCUGUCCAUCUGUGAUCAGCUUGUCUUGUUUGCUGUGUGCAUUGUCACACAUACUUUCUUGAGCCCACUUGUCCACUGAUGGGGUUAAAUUUUCUCCCCACCGUUUGACAUAGUGAGCUCUCUGCUUGAUCCAUUCCACCUGUCAUCCCAUCAAGCCUCCUCACGCUGCAGGUGUAUUGCACGCAUUGCUUUGGGACUUGUUUCAGCUGUGAUUGGCCCACCCGAUAUCAUGUGAUGCUUACACGUCACACAUCGGGUUAGGACAGCCUAUUUAAACGGCAUUUUGCUGCACACCCAGUGCAGAAUGCCGCAGGGUCAUAUGUUCAGUGAGCACUCUUGUCCUUAAUGCUUUGCAGUUCCCCUUCUGGAUCAAGCAGCUGAUUUCUUCUGGCUUUAUACACACUAAGCUUAUUGUGACUUUGCAACACUGCCUGCGAUCCUUAUAUAGAUCUUAUACAGGAUCAUGCACAUGACCAUUUUCACCUCGGCGGUUUUCUGUGUUUGUCGCUAGUUGUGGGCAACUCGUGGUUGCAUAUUUUGACUGGAUAUCGCUCCCUCCCCUGAAGAAGCGGAAGUCCGCGAAACAUGUAGGGUCUAUGCGAUUUCCUUUUCCAGUUGCAUCCAU
This is a messenger RNA of Rana temporaria (common frog), 3886 nucleotides long. RefSeq lists its product as uncharacterized. The transcript is spliced from 4 exons. The coding region runs from base 277 to 2538 and encodes 753 amino acids. Lineage: Eukaryota; Metazoa; Chordata; Amphibia; Anura; Ranidae. The record is from RefSeq and is a predicted model, not a curated record.